AUGCUGAUCAAAAAGAUUGAAGCUACAGAGGCCUGUGAUUGGCUGCGAGCCGCCGGCUUCCCUCAGUACGUGCAGCUCUUCAGAGACUGCAGGUUUCCCAUCGACGUGGAGACGGCGAAAUGCGAUCACCGAUUUCUGGACGAGGAUUCUGUCAGUUCGCUCUGCAGGAGGUUAAUUACUCUCAACAAAUGCAUGGAAAUGAGGCUGGAGCUGUGGAGAUCCAAACAUAGGGGGGAUGACUGGGAUGAGGAAGACUUCUGUGCCAUCAGCCCCAACUGGACCUUUGACAGGCAGUCUCAACAGUGGCGACGCCUCGGCUGUAACGAUGAGGUCCUCCAUUUGUCUGCAAGCAUGGCCGGGCGUCAAGGUCAAGAUGUCGGCUGCACCCACAGCUCCAACAGCUCCGACAGCGAGGAGCACCACAUGGGUCACAGAGAACUGCCAGAGACCAGCAGGAGCUCCUCCCGCUGCUCCUCCACAAACAAGACCCUGUCCCUAGACACGUCAUUCAACGAACCUACGUCCCCCAGAGAAGGAUCGUCCUCCAUCAGCCUGGAAACUGAAGGCAGCUUCAUGGAAAAACCACCCAGGAGGAAGUGCACCACUCUGCUGAGGAAGAUGGAGAAGCUGAGACGGAGGGGGGACGCGCCCCGUGGGAUACGGCGUCACAUCAGUGGCCCGUUUCUGGUUCAUGAUGCAGAGAGGACGAACAGGAUGCGUUUGACGUCCAGUCCGCAGGCCCGGUCCAACAGCCGCUCGUCCUCGUCGAUGUCGUCUCCUCCCACCAUCAGCAGCGGCAGCAGCAGCCAAUCAGAGACCAGCAGCGCCAUCAGCACACCCAGCCCCAUCACCCGGGUCAGAAGUAACUGCAAACGCUCAAACAGUGGUGCGGGGGCAACCCGGACCAACAAGACCCCCUCAGAAACAGAGGACUUGAGGAACCAGAUCAACAGCAGCAGUAACAACCUGGUCUUCCAGGUCCCCCAUGGACACAAACCUGGGACCUUCCCCUCCUCCCUCGCCCACAAACACAUCCUGUCCCCCAUCAUCGACAGCGCCUCCGUCAACUGGAGGACAGGGAGCUACCAUGGUUGCCGGGGGCAACACGACUCUCGACAGGGCGUGUCUUCUCUCGCCGCCGGAGACCAGAGUACCGGGUCCUCGGGUCAACUGGCCGUGCCGGACCACCGGAUGAGUGUCUACGACAAUGUGCCCGAUGGCGUGCAGCUGUCAGAGUGCAAAGGCGGCAGUGACACGGAGCAAAUAGGGGAGGAGUCAGAGGUGGGUCGUCUGAUGGCGGGCGAGGACGUAUUCUCCGCCCUCGACGGUGUUCUGGAGCGAAUCAGCGACCUCCAACAGCUGGUCUCCUCUUGGUCUGAGAGCUUAUCAGAGGACGACCUUCAGAGAGGCUCCGCCUCCUCCCAGGACUCACCUGCACACGGCUCCCCCUCCCCCAGCCACAUCCACAUGGAGGUGCAGCAACCGGAGGAACCAGAGAACCAGAACACUGGAUCCCCUCGACCCCGGAGAAGGGUGAGCCCCCAGCCGUGGUGGUCCAGCGAGCAGACCCUGUCCCCCCCACCCCCCAGUCCAGGACUGGAGGUCCAGUCGGUCUCUCAGAUCCUCGUGCUGCAGAAGCUGUCUCUUCUGAAACUCACGGCUCUGAUGGACAAAUUCUCCCCGUCCAGCAAGCAGGGCUGGAGCUGGACGGUUCCAAAGACUCAGAGGAAGAGCAAGGCGCUCGAGGAGAAAGGCCGCCGGGUGUUUGGGGUUCCUCUACUGGUCACCAGUCAGCAGACUGGAGAACCACUGCCUCCCAGCAUCCUCAGAGCCCUGCGCUACCUGAGGACCGAGUGCUUGCACCAGGUGGGUCUUUUCCGUAAGUCCGGUGUGAAGUCUCGGAUCCAGUUCCUCCGUGAAAUGGUGGAGUCCGACCCGGACGGGGUUUCGUACGGGGGUCAGUCGGCCUUCGACGUGGCUGACAUGGUGAAGCAGUUCUUCAGGGACCUGCCUGAACCCGUCUUCACCAACAAACUCUGCGAGACGUUCCUCCACAUUUACCAAUAUCUUCCGAAGGAUCAGCAGCUGGUUGCAGCUCAGGCGGCCAUUUUGCUGCUUCCAGAGGAGAACCGAGCGGCGCUGCGGACGCUGCUGCUCUUCUUGCGGGACGUGACCCGUGUGGCCCAGAACCAGAUGACUCCCACCAACAUCGCCGUCUGCCUGGCGCCGUCUCUCUUCCACCUCAACGCCGUAAAGAGGGACGCCAAGUCGACCAGGUCCGGUCACAGGAAGUCCAGCCGGGCCCGUCCGGACCAGCGGGACCUCAGUGAGACCCUGGCUGCCACCCAGGGCCUGGCCAACAUGAUCAGCGAGGCUCAGAGACUCUUCCAGCUCCCAGAGUUCUGGCCCAGUCAGAGUCCAAACGGUGCAGGACCCACAGAAGAGGCGCGGUCCAGUCAGGAUGGAGGUGACGAGGACAGACGGAACCGGCUGCAGCUGAGCACCCAGCAGCUCCUGAAGGAGGCCCAGGAGGAGGACUGGGAAGACCACCUGGGUCCAGGGCCUGUGGAGCUGGCCUUUAAGAAGGUGAGCACACGAGGGGUGGACGGCUGUCCUCUGGGAACAUGGCGAGGCUCCGUGGACGUGGACGCUCCUCAGCAGGAGCUGCUCCUCCGGCUGCUGAGGGAGCAGCGUCUGUGGGAGGAGAACCUGCGGCACGCCGCCGUCCUCCACACCCUGUCCGAGGACACCGAGGUGUACCGCUGCGUCCUCCAGGGCCAGGGCUCGCAGCCCCCCCAGGACCACCUGCUGCUCAGAACCUGGCAGCCGAACCCGUCUUCUGGACCGCUGUACCUGUCCUCCGUAUCCACGGAGCACCCCGAGGUUCAGGUGGAGGGGGUCCGGGUUCACGUCCACGCCUGCCUCUACCUGCUGGAGCCCACAGGAACCACCAAGACCCGACUGACGCACCUCUGUAGAACCGAUUCCAGGGGUCGGUCUCAGGACUGGUACAGCAGAGUGAGUGGACACCUUCUGGCCUCCGGUCUGUUGGCGAUCAGAGAUUCCUUCAGAACCGACUCCAAAGAAACCAAAGUCUGAGAAGAAAAAACACCAACCAGAACUCUUCCAUGGAGGCCGAGAGGAACCAGAGGAGAAGGACCGGGUCACAGAGGGGAACCGGACCAGAACUUCAGAGGAGAAGGACCGGGCCACAGAGGGGAACCGGGCCACAGAGGGGAACCGGACCAGAACUUCAGAGGAGAGACCGGGUCACAGAAACUCUGAAAGAAGUCAAGUCAACUUUAUUUAUAGAGCACAUUUAAAACAGAACCUGUUAACAAAGUGCUCAACAACAACAACAACAACAACAACAAUCAAUGGGAGUAAAAUUAAAAAGAAACAGGAAGGACGUCGAGUCUGCGGCGAACGAAAGGAGCAGCUGAAAGAAAAACAGAACUUUACAAAAUGUCGCCGCUCUUUGAUGUAUAAUUACUGUGACGC
Messenger RNA from Nematolebias whitei (Rio pearlfish), 3501 nucleotides. RefSeq names its product rho GTPase-activating protein 7. Gene Ontology annotation, molecular function: lipid binding; GTPase activator activity; protein binding. The record is from RefSeq and is a predicted model, not a curated record. The coding region runs from base 1 to 3099 and encodes 1032 amino acids. NCBI's taxonomy places the organism in Eukaryota, Metazoa, Chordata, Actinopteri, Cyprinodontiformes, Rivulidae. Gene Ontology annotation, biological process: actin cytoskeleton organization; regulation of Rho protein signal transduction; signal transduction. The transcript is spliced from 18 exons.